AUGCUAUUUUUCAUGAUUCUUUUCGUGUACUCUGUGAUGUCGCCUAUUACGAGUUUUGUGAUGGCGUUUGCUUUCACUGCAUUUGCGGUGGUCUACAAGAUCCAGUAUGCGUCCGUCUAUGACCCUUCCCAUGAUACUGGUGGUCAACUAUGGGCGAGAGCCAUCCGGUUCAUAAUAGCCUGUGUGGUGAUAGCUGAGUUUACAGUGAUGACGGUGAUGGCUAUCAAGGAGGGUGCUGUGGUGUCACCACUGAUGCUUCCACUAUUCAUUGGGACGAUCCUGUUUUGGAUGUAUCUCGAGCAGCGUCACUUCUCAGCAGCUUCGUUCCUCUCCGUCAAGACCUGCGCCCUGAUCGAUCAGGAGCGUCUUAAUAAAGGCUUCAACGCUGAAGUUUGGGAAGGGGCGUACAACCCUAUUGCCAUGCGCCAUAGAUUCGCCGAGCCUGAGGUUCCUCUUGGGCUUCGGGAGCUUCCACCAUGUGCCGACGAUGGUGCUGAUUCUGACGAUACUUCGAGAGGCGAACCAGUAGCUGGAAAGACCGGGAGCUCUACUGAGCCGACUACGGCCGCUCUGAAUGCUGGUGCUUGA
Molecule: messenger RNA, 588 nt
Organism: Perkinsus marinus ATCC 50983
Lineage: Eukaryota; Perkinsozoa; Perkinsida; Perkinsidae
Exons: 1
Coding region: 1-588 (195 amino acids)
Cellular component (GO): plasma membrane
Molecular function (GO): calcium-activated cation channel activity
Source: RefSeq, a predicted model, not a curated record